This is a messenger RNA of Boleophthalmus pectinirostris (great blue-spotted mudskipper), 1197 nucleotides long. It is a transcript of the gene ripply1, whose product is annotated as ripply transcriptional repressor 1. NCBI's taxonomy places the organism in Eukaryota, Metazoa, Chordata, Actinopteri, Gobiiformes, Gobiidae. Gene Ontology annotation, biological process: negative regulation of transcription by RNA polymerase II; embryonic pattern specification. The transcript is spliced from 5 exons. The coding region runs from base 1 to 711 and encodes 236 amino acids. Gene Ontology annotation, cellular component: nucleus. The record is from RefSeq and is a predicted model, not a curated record.
AUGACGUCACAAUCCCAUCAUCACCAGGGUCUGAUCCAGCGAAGCCUGCAGCCCUCGAACCUCGAACUAACCUCCGCUCACCACAAGAGCGUUGUCAAAAUGGGACAGGUGUCGUAUGGAGCCGCUCUCAUCACCAACCCUCCACACACACGGACCACAGCGACGCGGACACACGCACCAUCUCUCCGGACUUUAACUCUCGGGGUUUUUUUGUUGGAUUUUUUUUUCUUCUGCAGGAUUUACUUUACGCACGGGGGUCAUGAGCUCGGCGUGCGUGGUCGUGAAGCCGCCUUCCUUCGGCGCAGCUCCGUGGUCGCGCCCGGUCACAGCGAACAGCCGCCCGGUCCCCAACACCAGUCAGACGGCGCUGUGGAGACCUUGGCUUUCCAACACCGACUCGAGACACGACGUGAGAGGAGCAGACUGACCUGUCCGUACUCCAGACCCGCCAUCCCGGGCCGCUUCUCCUCCGACGGAAAACCUCAGAUGUUCCAGCACCCGGUCAGACUCUUCUGGCCCAGAUCCAAAUCCUUCGACUACUUGUACAGCGACGGGGAGGCGCUGCUCAGAAACUUCCCCGUCCAGGCCACCAUCAGUUUCUACGAAGACUCCGACAGCGACGACGACGACGACGAGGAAGAGUGUGACGAAGAGUCUGAGGAGGAGAAGGAGCACGCAAAACCGAGCUCCCGUUUGGACGCUCUCAACUGAAGGACACGGACGGGACGACGAGAUGUUAACGUGACUGAUUUAACAGGUUUCGGACUUAAAAUAACGAGGAAAGGAGAAGUUUUCAAGGUUAUGUCUUCAUCAAACUACUUUUUAUACAUUUCUAGACGCUUGUGAAUGAUUCAAGAAGAUUUUAGGGGCUGUAUUUUUACAUUAUUUAAUUUUUUUAUUCAAAUCUGGAGCACAAACAUUUAGUUAAAGUGUUCAUAUUACGCUAUUUUCUCUGUUAAAAUGUAGUUUCCUCGUCACAAACUGUUUUUUUUUUUUUUCACACAAACUCGGCAGAUUUAGGUUUAGGAGUUCGUCUCUCAAGCUGAAAACACCCUGUUCCAAUUUGUGAUGUCAUAUUGUAAUACAGGAAGUACUCCACUGUGUUUUUAAACUCUAUAGGCGAGUUUCAUUGUUGACAAAAGCGCACGUUGCAUGCUGGGAAUUAUUUUGCUUGGCGGCAAGAAACACUAAUUCAAC